AUGCCCUCAGUCGUCAAGAUGGUCCUCGGCAACGGCCCCCUGGGUCCUUCCUUUGCUCCCUGGAUCCGCCAACACUCUGGUAUCCAAAAGUACUGGUCUAGGUGGUCAAACCUCUACAAGCAGGCCGCUGGUUACAGGCAGAAGGGUUACUUGUUGGACGACCUGGUCCCCGAGGAGACCGCCCUCAUGCAGAAGGCCAUCUCCCGUCUCCCCGAAAAGGCCGGUUUCGACCGUGUCUUCCGUCAACGACAGGGUCUCAUCCAAUCCGCUCUCCACAAGGAGCUUCCCAAGGAGAAGUGGACUACUGCCCAGCAAGACGAGCGAUACCUUACCCCUUACAUUGAGCAAGUCCUCGCCGAAGAUGCUGAGCGUGCCGAGUGGGACCACCACGUUGUGGAGAAGAUCCAGAAGAGGAGGGCGAGCAAGAAGAGCCCCUUCGAGCGAUACUAG
Cryptococcus wingfieldii CBS 7118 is the source of this 450-nucleotide messenger RNA. RefSeq names its product ubiquinol-cytochrome c reductase subunit 7. The transcript is spliced from 4 exons. The coding region runs from base 1 to 450 and encodes 149 amino acids. Gene Ontology annotation, biological process: mitochondrial electron transport, ubiquinol to cytochrome c. NCBI's taxonomy places the organism in Eukaryota, Fungi, Basidiomycota, Tremellomycetes, Tremellales, Cryptococcaceae. The record is from RefSeq and is a predicted model, not a curated record.